CACCUUCACUCGCACCCGAGCUGUUGGAACAGUGCUAAUUUUAAAAUAUCUAUUUUCGUGAUAAGAGAUCGCGUUUGAUCCAUCAUGCGCGAUGAGGGGCGGAAUGUGUCGUCGCGCUUCAGUACCAUAUAUCUGAUUGGUCUGGGAUUGACCACAGAAGCGCCCUCGUUAAAACCAUGUAGGUACGCGCUCACAGGAGAGAAAGGCCACAGGAACUGGCUACAGUAAACAGAAACAAGACUGAGAACGAGUAAAAUGACUUCAAUGCUUUUUUACGAUGUCGAAGGCCGAUUUUUCCUGGCCAAUGUCGCCUAACAGCGUGUAUCAACAUCCACACAGCUGGAGGAGGCUGUGCGAAACACUGCCUACAUUUACAUGCGGCCUAUCGAGCGGGCAUUAGUUCAGCCUUGCUGCGCACAUUCAAGAAUAAAAUGCAUCCCCUUCUCCUCGUUCGUUUCCUCUUUCCUUCAUUUCAUUAUCGUUGUGUUUCUGCUUGUACGAGUAUCUCGUCUGGCAUUCCCGGGUCUUUCACCAUCUUCAACUGUUGAUGUGUGCCUGUAUUAUUUAUCUACAACAUUGCUAGCUUCUAUUCGCCAUGAACGUGACGACUAGCACUUCAAAUAGCACCAAUGCUACCUCGGAGCGCCUUGGAUGGACGGAAACACCCAAUACCCGUGGCAGCAUUGAUAUUCUAUAUACCUGCCUUUCAACAAUUUUCCUCUGCUCUUGGACUGUCUUGCAUCUGAACAUUCCGUCUUGCUCAGACACCUCGAAAAAGAUUUUCUUGAGAAAACUAAAAUGGAUGGGAAUCGCUAUUAUAGUCCCGGAAUUUGUCACUGCGCUGGCUUUCAAUCAGUGGAAGCAGGCAUGGACAAUAAAACGUCGUCUAAAGACUGUGAGUUGGACACAGGCAUGGUUUUGCGUAUCAGGAGGACUGCGAUAUUCUGAAAUCGCCCCAGCCGACCCCAAUGUCCCCGGAUCUGUCGAGGGAAAAUACAGGCCUAGAGUUAUUCUGUUUUGUGACGAUAAAGGCAGAAGGAUCAUCCCGCCAGAAGCAAUACCCUCAAUCGGCCUCCCAAGCGAUGACAUGAUCAAGGCAGAGAAUAAGACUGAUAGUCUGUCACAACUAAUUGUCGUUUUGCAAGUAUCUUGGUUUACCGUCCAGUGCAUAUCCCGGGCGGCAGAGAAUCUGCCCAUCAGCCAGCUAGAGAUAGGCACUGUUGCCUACGUGGGCUGUACAAUGCUUACGACUGCCUUUUGGUGGUACAAACCGCUCGACAUUCGUUUAUGGAAGUCAUAUAGCGAUUCCGAAGUGGCCAUCCUUGACGAGGUUGGUUCGGGGUUAGAUUCCCCCAAGGCACAGAUCUGUCUAGGUUAUUACCGUUUGCCAAAUUUCGUUCUUCCGUCGGAGGUGAGGGCGAAAUAUCAGACAAACAGGACUGGGUCUCAGAAUGGGGGAUAUGAGUGGGUGGAAUAUGACGGCGAAGAUCUAUUUGGGUUUGAUGGCAAUGCCAUACGAGAAUCCGUGAUUGGUUCUAUCCUCGCCAGUCUACUCGGUUCAAUACACAUUGCCGCUUGGAACCUUCAAUUUUCUACCAAGUUUGAGAAAUAUGCGUGGAGAAUCGGGGCAUUGAUUGUCACAAUAUUGCCUAUUUUUGCACUUGGUCUUGGCUACUUAAUCGUGGUGGUAGAUCUCAUGAGGCCAAUAAGGUGGCUAGGGAAGGUUUCCGAUAAUGCUACGGUAUCGCCACCCUGGAACCAACGAACAGAAUCUAUGAAGCUACGACUAUAUCAUAGGUUCCAUUUGGAAAAGCUAGUAGCUGCGUGGGGGACACCUAAAGAUCGGCUGGGGCCCUUCUUUCGAAAUUGCUUCUUCGCUCUGUUUGGGCUACUUUAUUGUCCAGCAAGGUGGCUGUUGAUACAGCUCAUGUUUAACGCAUUCAAAUCGAUGCCAGCGGGUGUCUACCUUACAGUACAGUGGGCAGAAAAUAUUUUGCAUAUUUAGCUACAGUGUCACUGUCGGGGUUAUAUUUUAAUCCAUGUAUCUUUACAGCUCCAUAUCCAAU
Messenger RNA from Pseudogymnoascus verrucosus, 2066 nucleotides. RefSeq lists its product as uncharacterized. Lineage: Eukaryota; Fungi; Ascomycota; Leotiomycetes; Thelebolales; Thelebolaceae. The record is from RefSeq and is a predicted model, not a curated record. The transcript has 2 exons. Bases 596 to 2005 code for a protein of 469 amino acids.